AAACGAAUAGGGCAGAAGGUUUCCCAGUGAGCGCCAAGGGCUGCCCUCGGUUUACCAUCCCUAUUGAUGGCUGGGAGGGCGAAACGGAGUGCCCCAGAGCCGAUAGGGCGCUCAAGGACUUGGGUUACCAACUUCAGCAGAUAAACCCAACAAGAUGGGUAUCCACUUUGGAAACUUGGAAAAAGUUCGGCAUGUGAUCACCUACAGCUUGUCUCCCUUUGAACAGAGAGCAUUUCCCAACUAUUUCUCCAAUGGGCUCCCCAACCUGUGGCGGCGAUUCAGUUCGCAGUUCUUCCGGGUGGCUCCUCCAUUUAUGCUUGCCUAUAUGGUUUACUCCUGGGGAACUGAAGAAUUUGAACGCCUGAAAAGAAAGAACCCAGCCGACUAUGAAAAUGAUGAAUAAUCUGACAGAUGUCGAGAACCAUUGUACCGUCUUAACCAUGUCAACACUCGCUCGUUGACCUGAAUACACAAGUAUCUAAAAGAACACUUUAAAGACUUGUUCAAUAAACCUGUAUUUCAGAUCCUA
This is a messenger RNA of Eublepharis macularius, 529 nucleotides long. Its product is annotated as cytochrome b-c1 complex subunit 8. Gene Ontology annotation, biological process: mitochondrial electron transport, ubiquinol to cytochrome c. The record is from RefSeq and is a predicted model, not a curated record. The coding region runs from base 155 to 403 and encodes 82 amino acids. The transcript is spliced from 3 exons. NCBI's taxonomy places the organism in Eukaryota, Metazoa, Chordata, Lepidosauria, Squamata, Eublepharidae.